CUCCUUACGUAUGCCUAGAUCAUAACUGUGUUGCAGGUGGGCCCAAGUGCAAUAUCGGGAAGAAUAUGCCUAACAUACAAAAGUAUCAUGGAGGGAAAUGCUGCCUGACCGACACUGUGUAUUGUAUUCCCACCAAUGCUGCCUGACCGACACUGUGUAUUGUAUUCCCACCAAAAAGGCCACAACAUGCUCUCUGUCAUGUGGCUGCCAGAUGUUCACACAUACAAAUCCAUGUGGCAUCUAUUGGCAGACGGAAAAUUUAAUCAUAUAAUUCUGUGCAGGACACAAAAGUAUUUCCUCUGAUUUCUCCCAUACUGCUGCUGUUCCCUUUGCAAAAUGGAACAACAGGAGAGGGGGAAUGCCAAGGGAAUGAGAACUGUGGAGUUCGAGGCACUACCUGAUUAUAUGCGAGACAAUGAAUAUAUCACUGGACAUUACAGGCUGGAAUGGCCGCUCAAGCACACACUUCUGAGCAUUUUCACCAUCCACAAUGAGACUCUCAAUGUCUGGACGCACCUGCUGGGUUUCAUAUUUUUUCUCUGUCUCACAAUAUACACUGCCACCAAGCUGCCAAAUGUUUCAGAUCUACCGGUUCCCAGCAAAGCUAAUCUCCAUAGAUUACAGAGUGAUGUUUACUCGUCACUUCCAUCUUUACCAAAUAUGGCAGAACUUCAGGCGGAGUUAAGGACAGCUUUGCCUAAUUGGGUUGGCAAUUGUCUCCCAGAAAAUAGCACUUCGCAUUCAAAUGGAACUGUACAUUGCAUCUUUCAAACGAUAAAAGAUGAUGUGGCAAACAUGGUUUAUCCACAUUCACAGAGACCAAUCACUCGGUGGCCUUUCUUUGUGUUCCUUGGAGGUGCAACAUUUUGUCUUUUAGCAAGCACCAGCUUUCACUGGCUUUGCUGCCAUUCAGAGAGAUUAUACAUGAUCUUUCUCCGACUGGAUUAUUCAGGGAUAGCUGCCUUGAUAGCUGCUUCUUUUUAUCCGCCAGUUUAUUACUCAUUCAUGUGCACUCCUUACUUGAGGAAUAUGUAUUUAACGGCAAUAACUUUACUUGGAAUUGCAACUAUCAUAGUUUCCUUAUUCCCUGCUUUUCAGAAUCCUAAAUACCGGUCGUGUAGAGCAAUAUUGUUUUCGGGAAUGGCUAUCUGGGGUAUCGCCCCAGUUGUGCAUAAGGUUAUACUCCAUAAGGAUCAACCUGAGGCUCUUCACACAACAGCUUAUGAGAUUGGCAUGGGUUGUUUCUAUGUAUUGGGUGUAUUGGUUUAUGCAACGAGAAUUCCAGAGAGAUGGAAGCCUGGUAAAUUUGACAUUGCUGGUCACAGCCAUCAGCUGUUUCACAUUCUUGUGAUUGCAGGAGCCUAUACACACUACCAAGCAGGUCUUUUGUACCUUAAAUGGCGGGAUUUGAAAGGAUGUUAAGUCUGAGUUUCAUUGUUUGCAAAUGCUCGCAUAUAUGUGCUAUUCCGGCUCCUUUUUCAUAAUUUGCAGAAAGGGUGUUGUAUUAUUGUUUAACCAGAUUUGUAAGUCCAAUUAUUUUAGUUUAGUCUAGUUACUAACUAGUGAAAUGAUGAGUGUAGUGGAUAUAAUCAUGAACAAGCUCUGAUGUUGUAUUUUGGCGUAAAGCCAAGUUAUCGAGUUAUUUAUUUGAGUUUGAAGAAAUCAUGAACAAGCUCUGAUGUUGUAUUUUGGUCCAAAGAUGUAAGCGAUCUGACUUAAAAAAUGUAAAGUUAUUUAUUUCUAAUUAUGUUCCAUGAUGUUCCAUGAAUAAAGAUUGUAAUUUCUAUA
Molecule: messenger RNA, 1788 nt
Organism: Cryptomeria japonica (Japanese cedar)
Lineage: Eukaryota; Viridiplantae; Streptophyta; Pinopsida; Cupressales; Cupressaceae
Product: heptahelical transmembrane protein ADIPOR3
Exons: 3
Coding region: 337-1422 (361 amino acids)
Cellular component (GO): membrane
Molecular function (GO): signaling receptor activity
Source: RefSeq, a predicted model, not a curated record